CACGAAAGAAAACUACAUAAGCUUUACGAUCAUAUCAUACCAUUGCAGCAAUGGCAAGCAAGGAUACAACUAAGAAUGGUGCAUCUGAUACGAAAAGCACACAUCCCAAGCCUAAAGAGAGUAUUUCACCUACACCUUGCAAGAAUGAUGGUGCACCUGCGAUGAAAGGUGCAUAUCCCAAGCCUACCGAGAGUGUUUCACCUACACUUGGCAAGAAUGAUGGUGCACCUGCGAUGAAAGGUACAUAUCCACAGCCUACCGAGAGUGUUUCAUCUACAUUUGGCAAGAAUGCUGGUGCAUCUGCCAUGAAAAGUACACAUGCCCCACCUAAGAUUGAUACAAAGCAAGAUGAAUCUAAUCUGCAAUCGUUAGGUAAUAAAUCACAACCGUCUAGUCAACCAAUAGAAGACAUCACUAAAAAGGCACCACUGCAGACAAAGACUGAAUUGGAAAAGACUACGACUGACAAAAUUGAUGAAGAGAAACCUACACAUAUGGCAAAGUCUUCCGUUUCUGUCACACAAAAAUCACAAAACCCUGAAAGUCAAAGCCAACUCCAGCCAAAAGAUUUAUUCUUGGGUAAAACAGUCACUGGUAUUAUGGACGCUCUUGGUUUCCUAGACAGCAGUGAUGCUUCGAAAGAGUACCAGGAAUUGCUUUGUCAACAACAACAUUAUGAAUCACUCAUUCCUUCAGAGAAAAAAGAAUUAUGGCAGAAAAGCUUAACAGAUUUAAUGAGAGACUGCGACAUUACCAAAGAACACAGUUCAGGACCUUUGUACAAUAAUCUGAAGGAACUAUCUGAAAAACAUCCAGAGAAAGGAAAAUCAGCAAUACAAGAGUACCAAUUCAGAAAAUCUCUGAUUGGAAGUCUUCAUAAACAAGGGCAAAACGUUACACAUAGCGAUGCAACGGCACAACCGGCAAAUCCAACAAAGGAUAAAGGGCAAUAUGAAAAUCUGCAAAAUAAUUCGAAUGAAAACCAGGAGCCAAUUCCAAGCGAUUCAAACCAGGAACACCGAGGGGAGAACCAAAAAGACCCAGAAAAUUUUAGAGUAAUAGUUCCUCAUGGAUACAUGUUGGUUAAAAUCAAAGAAUAUGAACAGAUGCAAUAUAAUAUUUCUAAUCAAAGAGAAAGCAUAGAGGAGCUAACAAGCAGGUUGAGUGCCAUUGCUAGUAACAAGCUUAAAGAAGGUAAUCCAAACAUAGCGGACUUGAGCGACAAGAAUCGACCUACCAAGCUAGGGGAGCUCUUCGCCGCUCUGUAUGACAACGAGUGGUCAGAUGCUAUGGAGGAAAUUAAUAAAGGCAAUGGCGAUGAAGACGAGGAGGACGAGGAGACGAUGAAAUGUAUUCAGAGGUUGCUCGAUGUUGUCAAGUUUUCGUAUUCAUUCUGUCGGAAAGAGGCCGAUUUACAGCUACAGAAAAUUGCAAUGGGAAUGAAAGACGCUGUGUGCUUAACACAGAAGGUAAAGCAAGUUGUUACCAUUGAUCAACAAAGAAAGAAAUCAGGCACAGAAAAGGAAUCUAUAAAAGAAGCUAAACCUGAUUCGGUUUCUACACAGAAAGAGAUUAAUUUGGCUACGGCACCAGUCAGUGGUGGAGUACAAGGAAGCUCUGAUGUAGUAUCUGGUCAGUCUGGAAAAAAUCCUGGAUCUACUGGACAACAAUCUGGAGAAACCAAUGGUCAGUCUGGACAGAAACCUGGAACAGUGAGUGGUCAGUCUGGUCAGAAACCUGGAACAGUGAGUGGUCAGUCUGUACAGAAACCUGGGACAAUGAGUGGUCAGUUUGGACAGAAAUCUGGAAUAGUGAGUAGUCAGUCUGGACAGAAACCUGGAACAGUGAGUGACCAGUCUGGACAGAAACCUGGAACAGUGAGUGGUCAGUCUGGACAGAAACCUGGAACAGUGAGUGGUGAGUCUGGACAGAAACCUGGAACAGUGAGUGGUCAGUCUGGUCAGAAACCUGGAACAACGAGUGGCCAGUCUGGACAGAAACCUGGAACAGUGAGUGGUCAGUCUGUACAGAAACCUGGAACAUUGAGUGGUCAGUUUGGACAGAAAUCUGGAAUAGUGAGUAGUCAGUCUGGACAGAAACCUGGAACAGUGAGUGGUCAGUCUGGACAGAAACCUGGAACAGUGAGUAGUCAGUCUGGACAGAAACCUGGAACAGUGAGUGGUCAGUCUGGUCAGAAACCUGGAACAACGAGUGACCAGUCUGGACAGAAAUCUGGAAUAGUGAGUGGUCAAUCUGGACAGAAACCUGGAACAGCGAGUGGUCAGACUGGACAGAAACCUGGAACAACGAGUGACCAGUCUGGACAGAAAUCUGGAGCAGUUGUCAACAAACAUACAGGAUCAAGUGCAACACAACCUGGUACCCCAUCUGUCGAAAACAAGAAGGAGGAACCGACAGGAGCCAAAAAGAAGACACCAGAGUCAGAAAUGUGGUCACUGGCGUUAAGGCUUGCACGAAACUUCCAGAAGGAAACUGCCGUGACAACUGUAACACAGAUUAAACAGCUUUUUAAGUCCAACUGUUUCUACAAAAUGAAGAUGGAUCCAACGCCCUUAUCUACUACCAUGGGUACCUACAUCGACCGCUGUGUGGAACUGAUGUGGUUAAUGGCUGUGCAAGAUCCUCCAAUGGAAAUAAAAUGGGUUGCAAACGGUGAAAGAAGUGACACUAAUUACUUCAAGUACUACCAGAGCAAGGGAAAGAUGGUAAAGCAAUGCGUCUGGCCGGCGGUCUUCUUGAGCGCUCAGGGCGGUAUCGUUAGCAAGGGCUACAUCGUUGGAGUGGCACCACCAGAAAAACCACAACAGAAAACAACAAAAUAAGGUGUCUGUAGAUUUUUGGAUGAUUUAUCUGUGAUGAAGUACAAAUGAAUUAUCUAUUAUGACACAAACAAAUCUACACUUGAACGGAAUGCUUGAGCUGAUAA
Messenger RNA from Ylistrum balloti, 2947 nucleotides. RefSeq lists its product as uncharacterized. The transcript has 8 exons. NCBI's taxonomy places the organism in Eukaryota, Metazoa, Mollusca, Bivalvia, Pectinida, Pectinidae. The record is from RefSeq and is a predicted model, not a curated record. The coding region runs from base 51 to 2843 and encodes 930 amino acids.